This is a messenger RNA of Rhagoletis pomonella (apple maggot), 585 nucleotides long. RefSeq names its product GATA zinc finger domain-containing protein 15-like. The record is from RefSeq and is a predicted model, not a curated record. The transcript has a single exon. The annotation marks the transcript as partial. Lineage: Eukaryota; Metazoa; Arthropoda; Insecta; Diptera; Tephritidae.
AUGGACAGUUUACUAGUAAAUACAAUAAAAGAGAUGACACAAGGAGUAUUACUAGACAAGAUUUAUGACGAAGGAAACUUGAACAAUGUAAUAAAAAUAAUGACGAGUAGAAGAUUUGAGGAUAGUUGCAUUAGACCAGAGUAUAGGAAGUUUAAAACAAAGGGGGACAAUUCCACAGAUAAAUGGAAUAAUAAGUAUCCCGAUAGAGGUCAGAAAUGCAACAACAAUUUUGAUAAGAAUCAAAGCACGGGACCAGGUGCAAAUAAUCAAGGUAAUCAAAAUGAUGCUAGAUAUAAUGUGUCAGGGCAAUAUAAGCAGAAUUUUAGCGGAAGAUAUAAUAACAAUAAUAGACAGAUGAAUUCAGGUAAUUUUCAACGACAACAAACGACUGGAAACCCUAAACAGAAUUCCGGUCAAUACCGUCAGAAUCAACCUAGACAAAACCAGGUCGAACCAAUAGAAAUUGAUAACGUAGAAACUGACCAAGACAGAUCUCGAAUCGCAGGACACCCUAGCAACAGUAGCAGCCAAAAUCGCUUGCAAUCGCCUAGGCAAAGCAAUAGAGAAUCUGAAGAAUAUAAAGAA